CAUAUUGCAUUUCCCCCACCCAACUUGGACUACCUUAUCGAAAUUUCCAAGAUGGCGACUUAAAGUUUGUUGACAAUUGAGUAACCUGCAUAAACAACUUUAUUUUGUUCUCAAAAAAAAUAGACUUUUUCGGUACAUCAAAAUUAUUUAUGAAAAUAUAUAAAAACAUAUUGAAGUGGAAUGCCUGAAACAAUUAAGAGUGUUAUUACAAAUAGAGACCGCACUUGUCUAGGUUGUAGACUUGUUAGUGGCUGUGGCCUCCUAGGUUCCGGAAUGUAUGUUUCUUAUCAUUCGAAAAAGUUUCAGAAAAUCCCUGUCAAAUCAGUUAUGCUCACAGUUGGCGGUGCUUUAAUGGCACUUGGUACAGCGAGAGUAUUAAAUCUACCACCGUUUCAGGAUCAAUUUAAUAAAUAAAUAAAUAUAUAUUAACUACUAAUUUUCAAAUUUCGUCCAUUACGCCUUUUUCUGAUGAAAUAAAAGAUUUUGUAAAUUGUUCUGGUUUUUGUAAGUAUGUAAAGUGUAAAUAAAACUGUUAUUUAUAUAUAUUAUGAUUAAAAA
Molecule: messenger RNA, 558 nt
Organism: Leptopilina heterotoma
Lineage: Eukaryota; Metazoa; Arthropoda; Insecta; Hymenoptera; Figitidae
Exons: 2
Coding region: 181-414 (77 amino acids)
Source: RefSeq, a predicted model, not a curated record